Messenger RNA from Suillus subalutaceus, 1163 nucleotides. RefSeq lists its product as uncharacterized. Bases 97 to 741 code for a protein of 214 amino acids. Lineage: Eukaryota; Fungi; Basidiomycota; Agaricomycetes; Boletales; Suillaceae. The transcript has a single exon. The record is from RefSeq and is a predicted model, not a curated record.
UCUCUUUCGGAACAACAUCUACACGUUUCUAUAAAAACCAAGUUCAAUAAAAAUGUACUCUACUCCCGCUUCAUACCCACAGCUGGGCCCAUCAUCAUGUCCUUCGUUACUCGUCGUUCUCAGUCUCCUCCUCCGAUGCCUUCCCCUGAGCUCGUACCAACUCCUUUGCCAUCACCGCCCCCCAUCCUUCAUCGCAGCUCUCGUUUGACCGUUCCUGCAAAUAAUUCACCACCUAUUCCCCCUCGCCUCAUAGGCUCACCACUUCUUCAGAAUACUCUGAACGCGUCCAGGUCACAUGAUCGCUUAAACAGAAAGGCAAAGGAGGGUCUCUUUGGCGAGGACGACGAGUUUGGCGCGCGUAAACGUGCUUUGGGGAAGAGAAGUAACUCAUCAAUAUCAUCACUCCCUAUUCUUUCUACUUCUCCAACUCGCAUUGCAAGGCGCGCAUUGGGUCAAUCAUCAACCCGUUAUCGUUCCCCGCCACCUAGUCCUACAAUCGCGUCCCCACCACCACCCGUUCCUCCCAUCCCGGCAUUCAUGCUCACUCCAACUGACAAGAAGUCUGUCGUGCAGUCAUUACCUAGUAAACGAGCAACUGCUCCUGCACAACACGCUCUCUUCGACCUCCCACCUUCUCUCUCGAGGCCACGUUGUGAAUCAACUCCUCAGACUCCUGGCGCAAUGACCUGUAUGCAGUUUUUUACCAUGCACAAUACUCCUCGCAGAGACUGCCGAGUCUGAGCGUGCACGAUGGAUGACUAUUCCCCUCGUAACGUCGAGCUUGCAUCUUGAUGAACCUUAAUAAGGCCGCACCAGCUGCGUCUUGUGCCAUCAUUGUACACAACUUAACAUCAUUGGGACGACAUUACUUGCCAACGACCUUCCUUGCACAUAACCGUAUAUUCUUUCUUUAAUAUUUAUACCUCCUUUAUGUUCGCCACCCGCGCCUUAACGCGCUCGAUGCACUCCCUCUGUCCCUUUCGCUCCUUCUAGUCUACCUCCCCCACAUUCACUGAUGUAUUACCACCAUUGCUCCCCCUCAAUCGACAACCAACUCACAAAAUGUCAGUGCUUACUUUACACGCAUUUACUUAUCCCGACCAGUACCAUAAUGUUCUUUAUCGUGUUCCACCACUCGUAAUGCUAAACUGUGUUUGAAACAA